UGAUGGCCACCACGAUGGGCAGCGGCGAGGCGCUGAGACGGAACUUUGAUGCCCGCCAGACGAGCGUCAACUCGAACAUUCCGCUGUGGAAGCAACGCGCCUGCGAAAAGACGCAAAAGUACAAGAUGAACUCGCACUACACCUGCGACGAGAAGGGCGACGUGAAAUGCCUGCCCGGCUGGCAGGGCGAUCUCUGCCAGGUGCCCUUGUGCCGGCGCGGCUGCGAUCCCAUGAAUGGCUAUUGCCAGCGUCCCGGCGAGUGCCGCUGCCGGAUCGGCUACACGGGAGAGCAGUGCGACAAGUGCAUACCGCUGCCGGGCUGCCAGCACGGCACGUGCAACAAGCCGUUCGAGUGCAUCUGCAAGCCCGGCUGGGAUGGCCUCUUCUGCACGGAGCCCAGCUGCCGCAGCGGAUGCCACAGCACGCGGGGGUACUGCGAGGCACCGGGUGAGUGCCGCUGCCGGAUCGGCUGGGCGGGCCGCAGCUGCAGCGAAUGCGCCACCAUGCCGGGCUGCCAGCACGGCACCUGCAACAAGCCGCUCGAGUGCAACUGCCAGCCGGGCUAUACGGGCCUGCUCUGCCAGACAGCGCUCUGCGCCUCCGACUGCAGCAAGCAGCAUGGCUAUUGCCGCAAGCCUGGCGAGUGUCGCUGCAAGGUGGGCUGGACGGGCGCGCAGUGCGACAAGUGCUUUCCCUAUCCCGGCUGCGUCAACGGCGACUGCGAGGCGCCCUGGGAGUGCAACUGCCGGCCCGGCUGGGGCGGCAUGCUCUGCGAUGAAAAGCUGAGCUACUGCCUCGACCAUCCGGACACCUGUGCAAAUGAUGGCAAAUGCGUCUCGCUGAGCCGCGAGGAUGGCAGCUAUCGCUGCCAGUGCCGCCAGGGCUACCUGGGCAAGAACUGUGAGAUAUUGGACGAGUUUCUACUUACCUCUGUGGCGCCACCGCGCAUUACGCCGCCGCCGCCUGAUGACAGCAGCAGCCCAAUGGAGCUGGCAACAAAGUUGCCAACGCUGGGCUUAGGCGAGACCACAGCUGAACCAACAACAACGGCCAGGACAACAGCAAUGGGCGUGGGACUGGCAUUGGGACUGGGUUUGGUCGCAGAGCCCGCUGCCAUACGCGAGGAUGAGGACGAGGAGGAUGAGGACGAGGACGAGGAUGAAGAUGAGGAGGAGGACGACGAGGAGGAUGGCGAUGACUACGAUGAUGAGGAUGAUGACAACGAUCAAAUCAUACCAAAUAUUAUUUGA
Messenger RNA from Drosophila novamexicana, 1250 nucleotides. RefSeq names its product neurogenic locus protein delta (gene C901). The transcript has 8 exons. Gene Ontology annotation, biological process: motor neuron axon guidance; cell communication. The coding region runs from base 3 to 1250 and encodes 415 amino acids. NCBI's taxonomy places the organism in Eukaryota, Metazoa, Arthropoda, Insecta, Diptera, Drosophilidae. The record is from RefSeq and is a predicted model, not a curated record. Gene Ontology annotation, cellular component: membrane.